Molecule: messenger RNA, 1466 nt
Organism: Ipomoea nil (Japanese morning glory)
Lineage: Eukaryota; Viridiplantae; Streptophyta; Magnoliopsida; Solanales; Convolvulaceae
Product: mRNA-decapping enzyme-like protein
Exons: 8
Coding region: 125-1237 (370 amino acids)
Biological process (GO): deadenylation-independent decapping of nuclear-transcribed mRNA; deadenylation-dependent decapping of nuclear-transcribed mRNA; positive regulation of catalytic activity
Cellular component (GO): P-body
Molecular function (GO): enzyme activator activity; mRNA binding
Source: RefSeq, a predicted model, not a curated record
AAAAUUUCUCAUUCACGGAACUGACCCCAAGAGUCUACUCAUCAAACAUAGUUGGCGUUGCAGGCUGCCUUGCUUCUCAGUUCGUUCUCUCAGCGAUCAGCCAUUCGAUUGCGCUGGGGAAGUGAUGUCUUCUUCCCAAACCGGAAAGUUGAUGCCGAAUCUGGACGAACGGAGCACCAAGAUGCUCAACCUCACCGUUCUCCAGAGAAUGGAUCCCUUUAUUGAGGAGAUCUUAAUCACCGCCGCUCACGUUACCUUCUACGAGUUCAAUGUCGACCUUAACCAGUGGAGCCGUAAGGAUGUUGAAGGUUCUCUCUUUGUAGUUAAAAGGAACGCUCAGCCAAGGUUCCAGUUUGUUGUUAUGAACCGCCGGAAUACAGAGAAUCUGGUGGAGGAUCUCUUGGGAGAUUUUGAGUUUGAAAUUCAGGUUCCAUAUCUGUUGUAUCGUAAUGCAGCACAAGAAGUCAAUGGCAUCUGGUUUUACAAUUCACGUGAAUGUGAGGAGGUUGGAAAUCUAUUUAGUAGAAUUCUUAGUGCAUAUUCCAAGGUUUCUCCAAAGCCAAAGCUAAGUUCAAACAAAAGUGAGUAUGAAGAACUUGAGGCAGUACCAACCUGUGCAGUGAUUGAGGGGCCGCUUGAGCCAUCAUUUACUGUGCCUGCUCAUACUGAUGUUGCUGAAGACUCCUCCUUUUUGAAUUUCUUUGAUGCGGUUACUAGUAUUGGAGCCAACCCUUCAAAGCCUCUGAAUACUGGGCAGCCAUACUAUGCUUCUGCUCCAAACAUAGCUCCAACCUCGCGUGUUCCUGGCCCCAUACCCUCUCCUACAUCCAAUCUGCAGGUCCCUACAUCACCUCAAUCGGCUCCUUCAAUUCCUUCUCUGUCUCUUCAUGAAGGUACUGACCCGACUACCAUUAAAACCAAUCAAGUUGUUAGUCUUGUUAAGCCCUCUACUUUCUUUACACCUCCUUUGUCACCCGUAUUGCCAAUCAACCCUGUCGCCUCUUCUAUCUCUACACCUGCUCUUCAUCCUCCUCUAAAUCUACAGCGCCCACAUGGUACACCAAUGCUUCAACCCUUCCCACCUCCGGCACCACCACCAUCUCUCACCUCUAACCCCAGUCCUAUUGAUGUGCCACUGAGCAGAGAAAAAGUUCGAGAUGCACUUGUAGUGCUUGUUCAGGACAAUCAGUUUAUCGACUUGGUCUACCAGGCAUUUUUGAAAGUACACCAGUCGUGAGCGCAUUAAAGAAUUUGGCAGCGUCACAGACUUGUAGAGCCUGUUGUGUAUGAUCAUUAUGCAUACACUCCACAUGCAUGCUGGAGAUUGGUGCAUUUCUUGUGUCAAAAUUUCAUUUCUCUAUUUUUUUUUUUUUCAGUCUGAUCGUAGUUUCAUGUGUAUUAAUCUUGAGACGAAAGUAGAGCUGUCGAUGCGGGCUGACGGGGUAGGCUAAGCCUGUUUUGACGGC